Messenger RNA from Microcebus murinus (gray mouse lemur), 1991 nucleotides. RefSeq names its product oxidative stress induced growth inhibitor 1 (gene OSGIN1). Lineage: Eukaryota; Metazoa; Chordata; Mammalia; Primates; Cheirogaleidae. Gene Ontology annotation, biological process: negative regulation of cell growth. Gene Ontology annotation, molecular function: growth factor activity. The record is from RefSeq and is a predicted model, not a curated record.
CCACAUUGGGGGCCAUUCCCCCGGGGGAGGGCCAGCUCCACUGCGCCUGUCCUCCCCGGCCGGCAGGUCACCGCUGUCACCUUGCUGCCCCCAGCCGGUUCGUCAUCAGUUUACACAGCCAGCAGCACGGGGAAGUUGCAGAGCAGGAGCCGAGGGAUGGGGCCGUGGGGACAGUGAGGCCACUGCCGGGGAAGGAUGCCGCGGGGACCGGAGGUCGCCCGCCAGCCCCCCGCCCCCCGCCGGCCACAGCCAUGAGCUCCCCAGGGAAGGAGCACCCCGGCGCCAGCAGCUCGGAGCCGCUCACGGUCAUCGUCAUCGGCAACGGCCCCUCUGGCAUCUGCCUGUCCUACCUGCUGUCCGGCCACACGCCCUACGCUAGGCCCGGUGCCGCCCACCCGCACCCCCUGCUGCAGAGGAAGCUCGCCGAGGCCCCGGGGGUCUCCAUCCUGGACCAGGACCUGGACUACCUCUCCGAAGGCCUGGAAGGCCGGUGCCAAAGCCCCGUGGCCCUGCUCUUCGACGCCCUCCUGCGCCCCGACACGGACUUCGGGGGCAACCUGGACUCCGUCCUCACCUGGAAGCACCAGAAGGAGCGAGCCGUCCCCCACUUGGUCCUGGGCCGGAACCUUCCGGGGGGAGCCUGGCACUCCAUUGAAGGCUCCAUGGUGACCCUGAGCCAAGGCGAGUGGAUGGGGCUCCCGGACCUGCAGGUCAAGGACUGGAUGCAGAAGAAGCGAAGAGGUUUCCGCAACAGCCGGGCCACGGCCGGGGACAUCGCCCACUACUACCAGGACUACGUGACCAAGAAGGGUCUGGGCCACAACUUCGUGUCCGGCGCCGUGGUCACGGCCGUGGCGUGGGCGACGCAGGAGCCGGGCCCCCUGUUCCAGGUGAGCGGCUUCCUGGCCGCGCGGGACGGGAGCCAGCAGCCCUUCUCGCUGUGGGCGCGCAACGUGGUGCUGGCCACGGGCACGUUCGACAGCCCCGCCCGGCUGGGCGUGCCCGGGGAGGCCCUGCCCUUCGUCCACCAUGAGCUGUCGGCCCUGGAGGCGGCCACGCGGGCGGGCGCGGUGACCCCGGCCUCCGACCCCGUGCUCAUCAUCGGCGCGGGGCUGUCCGCGGCGGACGCGGUGCUGUACGCCCGCCACUACAACCUGCCCGUCAUCCACGCCUUCCGCCGGCCUGUGGACGACCCGGGCCUGGUGUUCAACCAGCUGCCCAAGAUGCUGUACCCCGAGUACCACAAGGUGCACCAGAUGAUGCGGGAGCGCUCCAUCCUGUCGCCCAGCCCCUACGAGGGCUACCGCAGCCUGCCCGGGCACCGGCUGCUGCUCUUCAAGGACGACCGCCAGGCCGUGUUCCGGGACCCCGAGGGCGGCGAGAAGGUCUUCUGCGUCUCCCUGGUGCUGGUCCUCAUCGGCUCGCACCCCGACCUCUCCUUCCUCCCCGGGGCCGGCGCCGACCUGGCCGUGGACCCCGGCCAGCCCCUGAGCGCCAAGAGGAACCCCGUGGACGUGGACCCCUUCACCUACGAGAGCACCCGCCGGGCCGGCCUGUACGCCGUGGGGCCGCUGGCCGGGGACAACUUCGUGAGGUUCGUGCAGGGCGGCGCCCUGGCCGUGGCCAGCUCCCUGCGGAGGAAGGAGACCAGGAAGCCGCCCUAGCGCCCGCCUGGCGCGCUGACACCCAGGCCCUGAAGAGGAGGGAGAUGACCGGGGCCCUGCCGGACGCAGGGGCCGUCCAGGGUGCCCCGGCGGCGAAGGGGGCGGCCUCUCCUGGCAGGAGACGGGAGGGGCUGCGGGCCACGCACGGAGGAGCGGGGAGCCCGGGAUGCCGGGACUCAGACCAUUGGCCCAGGCAGGACGGUGACCACAGGCCAGGCCAGGCCUCGACCUGGGAUUUCGGGGCAAGCUGCCAGUGUGAGCGGCAGGAGGACUCCAGGCACGCUCCUUCCAGAAGCAGUUUCCAAAUAAAACCAGUGCCUGCCUCCA